Molecule: messenger RNA, 2943 nt
Organism: Orycteropus afer afer
Lineage: Eukaryota; Metazoa; Chordata; Mammalia; Tubulidentata; Orycteropodidae
Gene: SCYL3
Product: SCY1 like pseudokinase 3
Biological process (GO): protein phosphorylation
Molecular function (GO): protein kinase activity; ATP binding
Source: RefSeq, a predicted model, not a curated record
AGGUCUGCUUGGCUUUGAGGAAGAGCUGCAAUAAAGCCUCAUUGCAUAAGGGAUGGGAUCAGAGAACAGUGCUUUAAAAAGCUACACACUGAAAGAACCACCAUUCACCUUACCUUCUGGACUUGCUGUUUAUCCAGCUGUACUGCAAGAUGGCAAAUUCGCUUCAGUGUUUGUGUAUAAGAGAGAGAACGAAGACAAAGUUAAUAAAGCUGCAAAGCACUUGAAGACACUCCGCCACCCUUGCUUGCUAAGAUUUUUAUCUUGUACUGUGGAAGCCAAUGGCAUUCAUCUUGUCACUGAGCGAGUGCAGCCUCUGGAAGUGGCUUUGGAAACACUGUCUUCUGCAGAGGUCUGUGCUGGGAUCUAUGACAUAUUGCUGGCUCUUAUCUUCCUUCAUGACAGAGGAAACCUAACACACAACAAUGUCUGCUUGUCAUCUGUGUUUGUGAGUGAAGAUGGGCACUGGAAGCUAGGAGGCAUGGAAACUGUCUGUAAAGUUCCUGAGGCCACACCAGAGUUUCUGAGGAGUAUUCAGUCAGUAAGAGAUCCAGCAUCUAUUCCUCCUGAAGAGAUGUCACCAGAAUUCACAGCUCUGCCAGAGUCCCAUGGACAUGCCCGGGAUGCCUAUUCCUUUGGAACAUUGGUGGGAAGUUUACUCACAGUCUUAAGUGAACAGGUUUCAGCGGAUGUUCUGUCCAGCUUUCAACAGACCUUGCACUCAACUUUGCUAAAUCCCAUUCCAAACUGUCGGCCAGCGCUCUGCACCUUACUGUCCCACGACUUCUUCAGAAAUGAUUUUCUAGAAAUAGUGAAUUUCUUGAAAAGUUUAACACUGAAGAGUGAAGAGGAAAAAACUGAAUUUUUCAAAUUUCUGCUGGACAGAGUCAGCUGCUUGUCAGAGGAGUUAAUAGCCUCAAGGUUGGUGCCUCUUCUGCUUAAUCAGUUGGUGUUUGCAGAACCAGUAGCUGUUAAGAGUUUUCUUCCUCAUCUGCUUGGCCCCAAAAAAGAUAAAGUACAAGGCGAAACCCCUUGCCUGCUGUCACUGGCCCUGUUCCAGUCUCGAGUGAUCCCCGUGCUUCUGCAGCUGUUUGAGGUUCACGAGGAGCACGUGCGGAUGGUGCUGCUGUCUCACAUUGAGGCUUACGUAGAGCACUUCACUCCGGAGCAGCUGAAGAAAGUCAUCUUGCCACAGGUAUUACUGGGCCUGCGGGAUACCAGUGAUUCCAUUGUGGCGAUUACUCUCCAUAGCCUGGCAGUGCUGGUCUCUCUACUUGGACCAGAUGUAGUUGUGGGAGGAGAAAGAACCAAGAUCUUCAAACGUACUGCCCCAAGUUUUACUAAAACUACUGACUUUUCCCCAGAAGAUUCUCCCAUGCACGUCGUCUGCAGCCAGCACAGUCAGCUCUCGCCAGUCUUGGAGAACCCCUCCUCUAGCAUAUUCCCUAAAUAUUUCUUUUCUGGCAACAUGCCCAUCAGCAGCAAGAAGCACAUACAGCAAGAUUACUACAAUACUCUUUUACAGAAAGGUAAUCAGUUUUCUCAGCCUAUAAAAUUGGCCAUGAAUGGAAUCUCAGAUGUGAAAAAUAAUUCAGAACACAGUGAAAACUUCCCAUCAAGUUCCAAAAAGUCUGAAGAGUGGCCUGACUGGAGCGAGCCUGAGGAGCCUGAAAACAAGACUGUCAACAUACAGAUUUGGCCUAGAGAGCCAUGCAAUGCUGCCGAGUCCCCGAUUACUGCUAAGGAGGAGUCUUGGGAUGACAUUGAGCCCAGCAACUUAGAUACUAAAAUGAACCUUAGAGGUGGAAUCCCUGCUACAAGACCUGUUACCUCAGGGGAGCCAAAGCCCAUUCCUUCUUUGUUUCCGCUCAUUGAAGAGUCUAGGCCUUUGAAAUCAGGCCUGUCCCCAAAGACCAGUCUUGUACAAAGCCAGGAUGAUCCAAACCACAUCAAGCCACCAAAAGUGUCAUCCCAAGAAAGGCCGCUUAAAAUUCCAUCAGAACUUGGUUUAGGAGAGGAGUUUACCAUUCAGGUAAAAAAGAAGCCAGUACAAGAUCCUGAGUUGGACUGGUUUGCUGAUAUGGUCCCAGAGAUUAAACCUUCAGCUGCUUUUCUUAUUUUACCUGAAUUACGGACAGAAAUGAUGGUUCCCAACAAGGAGGAUAUCUCACCAAGGAUGCAGUUUUCCUCAAAAUUUGCUGCAGCAGAAAUUAUUGAGGGAGAAGCUAGUGGCUGGGGAGAAGAAGGGGAGCUGAACUGGGAAGAUAAUAACUGGUGACAACGGGUAUGAAUAAACUUUAAGGGAAAAAAAAAUCUUUUUUUUUUUUCUUUAAUCAAAUUAAUACCUCAAAAGCAGGCUCCAAGGACAAGAAAACCCAAAGCAGCCUGUUUUUCCCAUACCAGGGGCUCUUUUCCCAUUUGUGCCAAGUAAAAUAGGAGACCUCAAGUGCUGGCUAGAAGCCCUGGGAGGCGAGGAGGCAUCAGGACUGCUCAGUGCUGGGUUCCAGGAGGAAGAGCCUGAGUGCAUUUGACUGAGGCCAGUUUCUGUGAAGAGCAAGUGGCUGUGGGAAGGUUGAAUUUACUGCUUUUUCCAGAACAAUUCUGGAAGUAAAGAAAAUAAAUAUAAAAUUUCAAGCUGGUUAGCUUAAUUUCGUGCCAUUUCUUUAACAAAAGAGUAAGCUCUAUUAUGAAGUAUGAUGUACUAAAAAAAAUGUUAGCUAUAAAGUAUAUAUAUGAUUUUAAACUACUAAGGUUUCCUUAGGCAGCUUAUUUAUUUGUUUACAACUGUACUGAGUGAAUGGUCCUGUGUGGACCUGGGCUGUUACUGACCGUUCCACUUCUAUUACGUUGUACCAAAGUUCUUAAUGAGAAACAUCCCCAACUAUCCUAUCCUGUUCUCUGAAAUGUCCAAUAAAGACUAUUUUCACUAGAUUCAACUUUACAAAA